Molecule: messenger RNA, 1879 nt
Organism: Drosophila guanche
Lineage: Eukaryota; Metazoa; Arthropoda; Insecta; Diptera; Drosophilidae
Exons: 3
Coding region: 364-735 (123 amino acids)
Source: RefSeq, a predicted model, not a curated record
GGAUGGAUCAUUUUUAACAAACAACAUCAAACAUUUUGGUCAAUUGGAUACUGGGACGCGGACAGAACUAUCUAUCGGAAGAAGAAUAAGUUUUGUUACUGGCCACUUAAUGGUACCGCGGACAGUUAAAACGUCGAACACGCGGACCAUGCCAUCUACCCCUGGCGCCUUCCUACCUUCCUAGGCGGCUUUCAUUGAGGGGUAGGUUGUCUUUCUUGAAGAUAACCAUGUCGCCUGCCUAAAGAUUUCUUGUUGGAAGUUGCCACUUAUUCCUUUGUGUAACUCUUUAUUAUUCUCUUUAGGUAUUCGUCCUUCGAACACGGGGAGGACAUAGAGUCCCCUGAUAGUGAAUGGAAUGGAGGAAUGUCCCUGACACUUCUGCAGAUAAACCUCCAUCAUUGUAAGGCAGCCUGCACUGCCAUACUGCUCCACAUAGCCAAGGGUGGAGCCAAUAUAGUCCUCGUUCAGGAGCCCUCAGGAAACAGGGUAUUCGGUCUGAGGACUCAAGUCUCUAAUCUAUACGUAGCUGAUAACAGAGUUAGCUUCGAAGGCCAGGAGGGCUCGCUGAGGAUAUGUUCGGCGUACUUUGGGCAUGACCAGCCAGACCCCACCUCGUAUGCCCUACGUGCCUUUAUCGCAGACUGCGAGAUGAGAGGCAUCGGCCUGCUGGUGGGAUGCGAUGCCAACGCGCACCACUACCAGUGGGGGAGCUCCGACAUAGAUGAACGGGCAUGACACCUCGCCAACGUCCGUACAUCGCAACCAGCCGAGGGGAUCCAACAGCUUCCGUUGUCGGGUCUGCCGAGAAGUCCACGCGCCUGGAAGUGCCAACGGUUCCUGAAGCUGGCCGCGGAAAAACGUUAACGGGCAGUGCUAAUUAACAAGUACUUCCACAAUUGCCUGGAUCACCAGCGCUCCGGGCGCUUAUGCCGAAACGGCGGCACAUGCCGGGUGUGCGGAAAAGGCCACCAUACAAUCCUCCACCUAAGGAUCCCGUCUGACUUCACGUCCGAAGUAACGCUCUCUUUCAUCAAGGGCAGGCUCGGCACCAGCGAGAUCCCGUGCUCCUCAGACGAAUUUGGCAUCGUUCCUGCAAUUCAGGAGCACCAGCAUCCUUCCGACGACAUGGGUCGCGUUGAUACAGGGGACAAGACCUUUGAGGCUGCCGCACUCUUUGUUCGGUGAACCCAACCAGCUGCAUCAACGCAUCAUUGGCAAUGGACUAUGUGCUUUCCAUCACUCGCGUUGGUACCGAAGGUGCUUGUAUCCCCUUCAUCCAAUCAAGGACAAGGAGCGAUGUCAGGCUGGAAGUUGUGCUGACUGUGCGACCUCAACUCCUGAUAAGGGCUCCGGCGGGACCCUUGGGCGACCAUGUCAAGGACCACUUCACAUCGUGUCAUUGGUACUGGGGUCAGAUGUCUACCCCAAGAUUAUACUGCCGGAAGUGAGCCCAAGCACUGAAGGCUUCCAUGGGUCACAGAACAACGCAUAACGGAGAGAUGAAUGCAAGGCGAUGGCUUUCACCGUGCCUUGGUGCCACCCGGCGUCCGUACAUUUUGGUGGCCGUCCGCCGUUUUCCUCGAGCUCCAGCAGGAAUCUAUCCUGGAGCUCUGCGGCAACUAUGUGCCAUUUGUCCCGAAGGACAUUGCCAUCCAUUACGCCCCUGUCCAGGACGCCAAUGCGGGUUUUGCCCUUCGCCACCUCCUCGAACGCUCUGUUUUGCCCGCCUGGCUUGCUUGGUCUGGCACAAAUUGGCGGCAGGGUCCUCUGCUACUCGCUGCCGCUUGCUUGGGGCCUUGGCUGCGCCCAUCCCAGCUUUGGAUGGUAAAAUUUUAAGUUUGAAAAAAGCCACAGCCACAAGGUACAGAUGUACUACUGA